GCAAUGAAGCAUCUCUCCAGACUUUUAAAAUCUCUGAGUGCCUCCAAAGUGCCCUAUAGAAUUAAAAGUCAACCUUGCAGUGGAUCUCCAGAUUUGGGAUUCUCCUACUAUGAAGCUCUCUACAAGAAUGUGCCCGAGCAUUUCAAUUUCGCAAGCGAUGUGCUGGAUAAAUGGAGCCAAAAGGAGAAGGAUGGAAAGAGACCUUCCACUCCCGCUCUUUGGUGGGUAAGUGGGAAAGGCGAGGAGGUGCAGUGGACCUUUGAGGAGCUGGCAUUCUUAUCCAAGAAAGCAGCCAACGUCCUCUCCAAAGCUUGCAAUCUGCAGAAGGGAGACCGAAUCGUCAUCAUCCUCCCCAGGGUGCCUGAAUGGUGGCUGAUCAGUGUGGGCUGCAUCAGAGCAGGUGUCACCUUCAUCCCAGCCACGACCCUGUUGACUGCUAAAGACAUAUUGUACCGGCUCCAAAAGUCUCGGGCCAAAUGCAUAGUUACAAACGAUGCCUUGGCUCCAUUGAUUGACUCUCUUGCAUCUGAUUGCCAGUUCCUGAAAACUCGGAUGUUGGUCUCCGAAGGCACCAGCAGAGAAGGAUGGCUGAACUUCCAUGACCUGCUGAAAGCUGCAGGUGAUGAUCACCAGCCUGUUAAAACAAGGAGUGAGGAUCCAGCGAUCAUUUACUUCACCAGUGGAACCACGGGUCAUCCCAAAAUGGUGGAACAUUCCUGCAGCAGUUUGGGGAUUGGACUAGCAAGUGCCGGAAGGAACUGGAUGGACCUGAAACCUUCAGAUUUGAUGUGGGGUUUCUCUGACCCAGGCUGGAUCAAAUUUGUCUUCAGCAAUUUGUACCCUAUAUGGAUGAUAGGGGGAUGUGUCUUUCAGCAUGGCAUGCCGCAGUUUGAGCCAGUAACCGUCCUCAAUACUCUUUCCAAGUAUCCAGUGACGAUCUUCUGCGGCACCCCAACUAUUUUCCGUAUGCUUCUGCGGCACGACGUUAGCAGAUACCAGUUCAAGAGUCUAAGACGAUGCCUGAGUGGUGGGGAGCCAACCAACCUCGAAGUGAUUGAGCAGUGGAAAGCUCAUACAGGAAUAGUAAUCCGUGAAGGCUAUGGGCAGACAGAGACUGCCAUACUUUGUUCAACCCCGAUGGAUAUGAAACUCAAGCCUGGGUUUAUUGGACCAUCAUCUCAUCCCUUUGAUGUCCAGAUAAUAGACGAACAUGGCAAUCGCCUGCCUCCUGGGGCAGAAGGAGACAUUGCAGUUAAAAUCAAACCCCAAAGGCCCUUGGGUCUCUUCUCUGGCUACUUGGAUGACCCUGAGAAAACAGCCUCGACAGAACGUGGAGACUUCUACAUCACUGGGGACCGAGGGAUCAUGGAUGAAGAUGGCUACAUCCAGUUUGUGGCAAGAGCUGAUGAUGUCAUCUUAUCUGCUGGGUAUCGCAUUGGGCCCUAUGAAGUGGAACAUGCCUUAAUGGAACACCCAGCAGUGGCAGAAUCGGCUGUUGUCAGCAGUCCAGAUCCCGUCAGGGGAGAGGUUGUAAAAGCCUUUAUCAUCCUGUCGCCUGCCUACGAGUCACGAGAGAAAGACCAAUUAAUUUGUGAGCUGCAGGACCAUGUCAAGAAGACAACAGCUCCCUACAAGUACCCCAGAAAGAUAGAGUUUGUUCAAGACCUACCCAAGACAAUUUCUGGAAAAAUCCAAAGGAAACAGCUGAGGAAGAAGGAGUGGGAGAAUGCCUAACAAGACUCUGAAACCAGCAUGAAAGGACUGGUUGUUAUUUGUCACAAUAGUCUCAGAGGACUGAUGAGUAGGUAGAUAGAAGAUGUAAACUGUUUGCCACCAGGGACAAAUUAGACAUCACCAAUCACCUAUCAGCAUACGGUUUCUGACUAUGCAUGAAGCCUGACGUCAGUGCUUUCCAAAUCACUUCAAGGUUUGAUGACUGCAAUGCAGCCUGUGUGGGGUUUCCCUUGCACCUGACCCUGAAACUGCAGUUAUUAGCCCAGAAUUCUGCAGCAUGGCUGCUGACAGGAGUAAAACUCCAUCCACAUAUGGCAGCUCUGCUCAGAAAUCUGCUCUGGCUGCCCAUUGGUUACUGGGACAAGUUCAAAGGUGUAUAUUAAGUAGUUUGGAACCAGUUUGUUUGCGAGAUCACCUUACCUCAUACAUGCCCGCGCAAAUUCCCCCUUCACCUAAUCUUGCUGCACUUCACUUUCCCAGGGGUUAAGGUAGUCUUUAGGCUCAAAUAUUAUUUGUGUGCUAAGGUUAGCAGUUUGCUUUGCAGAAUUGGAGUACUAAAUACUGGUAUACAACCAGUAUCACCUCCUUUAAGUAGAGAUUCAAUUUGUUUGCACCUCCUGCAUGCCAGUGGCGAACUUUGGGCUUUAAAAUUUCAUGCUGAGCUCUGUGCAACGCCAAAAUUUGGCACUCCCCAUGCCUUCCAAUGUGCAUCAAUGUUUCAGCGCCCUCUCGACUCGGCACCCAUUGCGGGUGAAUCAGUCAUGCUCCCCUAAAUCUGCCUCUUUGUGUGCCCAACUUCUGUGCUGUGAUUCCUUACUGAAUAUAUUUUAAUAAUGGGAAGUGGAACCCAGUCAGGCCUGGAAAUGAUGCCUUAUGAGGAACGGCUUAGGGAGCUGGGUAUGUUUAGCCUGGAGAAGAGAAGGUUAAGGGGUGAUAUGAUAGCCAUCUUCAAAUAUAUGAAAGAAUGUCAUAUGGAGGAGGGAGAAAGAUUGUUUUCUGCUGCUCCAGAGAAGCGGACACGGAGCAAUGGAUUCAAACUACAAGAAAGAAGAUUCCACCUAAACAUUAGGAAGAACUUCCUGACAGUAAGAGCUGUUCGGCAGUGGAAUUUGCUACCAAAGAGUGUGGUGGAGUCUCCUUCUUUGGAGGUCUUUAAGCAGAGGCUUGACAGGCAUAUGUCAAGUAUGCUUUGAUUGUGUUUCCUGCUUGACAGGGGGUUGGACUAGAUGGCCCUUAUGGUCUCUUCCAACUCUAUGAUUCCAUGAUUCUAUGAUUCUAUGAUCUAUUUCUUAAUCUGCUCAAGGUUACAAUUGCAAAAACAAAAUAAAAAAGAGCUCUUUUCAUUGCCAGGUUGUGCUUAACGCUGUUUUUAACCAUACAUCACUUGAACCAAAAGGAUGUGUGCAACCUGGUUCUCUUUCAUUGCUACAAAGCCGAGCUCAUGAACACAUCUGAUCAGACACAGCCUGGGAGAAUGGCAAACCGGUCUGGUGGCCAAGCUGCCAAUUAUCUUUCAGCAAAGACCUCAAUGGAGUGAUUACCGGUACGUGGCAAACAAACAGCAGUUCCCAGAAGGAACGGUGCCAAGUGCCGCCCCGCAGGUGGAUCUGUAACGCCCCAGCACUUUGGGGGAUAAUGCUGUGUUUCUACAAUGGUUAAGCUUUUAAUUGAUGCUGGUGAGGGAGACGAGGUCAGCUUUCUUCCAUCUCAUAAGGGCAUCUCACAUUAACAGCGGGUAGGAAGGACACUCCUGUUGGAUGCAGAGGGCAUCCCCAUGCUCUUUCACGCUUCAUGCUUGCUAAACAAAAUGAGAGCAGUGAGCAGAAGACUAGAUAGGAGCUGACUCCCAAGGAAAGCGUUUGUCGCUGGUAAUGAGUUCUCCAGGGGACGAGGCUCUGCUUGUUUGGCACAGAUACCACCUUAGCAACACAAACAGCAGAAACAUAUUACAGUAUCCUAGUGGAUGCAGGAGGAGAUGCUGGACUAGAUAGAGCCUGGAUGUGGGGACCAUUGGUCCUCCAGAUGUUGCUGAACUAUCAUCUUCAUCAUCCUCUGAUGGGAGUUGUAGCUCAGCAGCAUCUGGAGGGCCAAAUGUUUCCCACUCCUGAGUUAGACUUUUACCCUGAUCCAGUAGGUGUCUUAGGUAUGUAUUUAGUAAGGGAAGUCCCUAUUAUCUAGUUGUCAGAGGGCCUGAUGUGGCUACUCUAGAGUAACGACUCCAGCAUAGUCUUUUUAGGCUUUUAUUAAGUGCUGAUUAUUUACAGUGGUCAGAACGAUCUAUAUACAUGCUUAAGGUGAGGUGUCAGAACCUCCGAAUGGCGAUUGGCGCAUUUUCUUCCAGCAAAGAAGCUUUGGGAGACCCAACC
Messenger RNA from Zootoca vivipara (common lizard), 4100 nucleotides. Its product is annotated as acyl-coenzyme A synthetase ACSM3, mitochondrial-like. Gene Ontology annotation, molecular function: fatty acid ligase activity; fatty-acyl-CoA synthase activity. Lineage: Eukaryota; Metazoa; Chordata; Lepidosauria; Squamata; Lacertidae. The record is from RefSeq and is a predicted model, not a curated record. Gene Ontology annotation, biological process: acyl-CoA metabolic process; fatty acid biosynthetic process. Gene Ontology annotation, cellular component: mitochondrial matrix.